AUGAGUACUACUUUUUCAUUAGGAGAUUAUGCAAAAACCAAUAUUCGUGAGGGAACCCGACAACGUUCCGAUGAUCUAAUUGUGGUUAUACCAGGACAAAAAUUAAAUCUUGAUAAUGAUGAUAUUAGAGGAAGUGGUAUUAUUGAUGUUAAUGGAAUUUCAGUUAGUACAGUAUGUGGAGUUUUAACUAAAGUUAACAAACUAAUAAAAGUAAAUCCAUAUGGUGGUGUUUACAAUGGUGAAGUUGGUGAUGUUGUUGUUGGGCGUGUUGUUGAAGUCCAACAAAGACGAUGGAAAUUAGAUAUUUCUUCAAGACAAGAAGCUUUGUUAAAUUUUACAAAUUUUCAAUUGCCAGGAAUAAAAAAUCAAAGAAGAAAUUUGAAUGAUGAACUGGCUUUACAGAGUUUAUUAGUACGUGGUGAUUUAAUUUCUGGUGAGAUACAUUCUAUAUAUCAGGAUGGAACAAUAUUACUUCAAACAAGGAGUAGUAAAUAUGGAAAACUUGGUAAAGGAAUAUUAGUAAAAGUUCCAUUUUAUCUUGUAACACGUUCAAAGACACAUUUAUUUAAACAUGAAAAGGGUGUGUCUUUUGUUUUUGGUUGUAAUGGAAAUAUAUGGGUAUAUCCUUAUGAUCCCAAAAAUAGUGAUCUUGCAAUUGGUUGGUCUUCAGAUCCUCAUAAUAAUGUACCACGGGAUUUGAUGCUUGAUACUAUUCGAUUUGCAAAUUGUGUUAGAAUUUUAGCUACUUAUCACUUAGAUAUUAAUGAUUGGACUGUAUCUAAAGCCUUUGAAUUGAGUCAAGGUUAUGAAUUAAAAGAUAUAUCUUUACCUCCAGUAAUUCAUAAUGUUGCUGUUAAAGUUUUGGAAGAAAUGAAAAAAAAUGGAAUGUUUAAUAAGUAA
This is a messenger RNA of Strongyloides ratti, 900 nucleotides long. RefSeq names its product Exosome complex component RRP4. Gene Ontology annotation, molecular function: RNA binding. Gene Ontology annotation, cellular component: cytoplasmic exosome (RNase complex); nuclear exosome (RNase complex). The transcript has 2 exons. Gene Ontology annotation, biological process: CUT catabolic process; nuclear polyadenylation-dependent rRNA catabolic process; exonucleolytic trimming to generate mature 3'-end of 5.8S rRNA from tricistronic rRNA transcript (SSU-rRNA, 5.8S rRNA, LSU-rRNA). NCBI's taxonomy places the organism in Eukaryota, Metazoa, Nematoda, Chromadorea, Rhabditida, Strongyloididae. The record is from RefSeq and is a predicted model, not a curated record. Bases 1 to 900 code for a protein of 299 amino acids.